Messenger RNA from Theobroma cacao (cacao), 1477 nucleotides. RefSeq names its product Nucleotide-diphospho-sugar transferase family protein (gene MGP4). Gene Ontology annotation, molecular function: UDP-xylosyltransferase activity. Gene Ontology annotation, biological process: rhamnogalacturonan II biosynthetic process. The record is from RefSeq and is a predicted model, not a curated record. Lineage: Eukaryota; Viridiplantae; Streptophyta; Magnoliopsida; Malvales; Malvaceae. Gene Ontology annotation, cellular component: Golgi apparatus.
AUGUCAGCAUUCUUGCACCAACGACCCAUCCACAACCCGUUCUCAAACGCCUACCCAAUCUCCCCACGUCCUUCAUCAGCCUUUCAAAGACCCAUUUCGAUCUUCAGCCCAACCGGCCUAAUUAUUCUUCUCUCUCUCAUGGUAAUCCUCGGAGUAUUCUUGCCCUGGUCGGGAAUGCCCCAAUCCAUGUUCUCUAACUCAAUAAAGGCCUCUUCUCUUUCCAAAUGGCGAGACUACACUUUAGCCGAAGCGGCAUCGUUCGUUGCCAAAAACGGCACAGUAAUCGUCUGCGCCGUGAGCCAACCUUAUUUACCUUUUCUCAACAAUUGGUUGAUUAGUAUUACCAGGCAAAAGCACCAAGACAAAGUGCUUGUAAUAGCUGAAGAUUACGCUACGCUUUAUAAGGUUAAUGAGAAGUGGCCUGGUCAUGCCGUAUUGGUCCCGCCUGCACCUGAUUCACAAACUGCCCAUAAAUUUGGCUCUCAGGGAUUCUUCAAUUUUACUUCCAGGCGGCCUCGGCAUUUGUUGCAAAUUUUGGAGCUUGGGUAUAAUGUUAUGUAUAAUGAUGUCGAUAUGGUGUGGUUGGGUGACCCCUUUCGUUAUUUGGAAGGAAAUCAUGAUGUUUACUUCACUGAUGACAUGGCUGUGGUGAAGCCUCCAAACCAUUCCCAUGAUUUGCCACCUCCAGGGAAAAAGGGUCGCACUUACAUAUGUAGUUGCAUGAUUUUCCUGCGUCCCACGGAUGGAGCAAAAUUAGUUAUGAAGGAAUGGAUUGAGGAGCUUCAAGCUCAGCCGUGGUCCAAAGCAAAGAAAGCAAAUGAUCAGCCUGCUUUUAACUGGGCACUAAACAGAACUGCUGGACAGGUGGAUCUCUGCCUGCUUCCCCAGACAGCAUUCCCAACAGGUGGAUUAUACUUCAAGAACCAGACAUGGGUGCAGGAAACCAAGGGAACGCAUGUCAUAAUUCAUAAUAAUUAUAUCACUGGUUUUGAGAAGAAGAUCAAGCGCUUCCGCGAUUAUGGCCUUUGGUUGGUUGAUGAUCAUUUCCUUGAGUCCCCACUAGGCAGAUUAUGAAAAAGUUGGAAGACUUUAUGACUAUUGUCUGCAGAACCAAUUACAACCUUAACGACCAUUGUAAGUGGUGGAGCAUACCAGGUGGAUCAGCUUCCUUCCUUAUCAUCUGCUUCUAUGCUCUCAUAUGAACAUGGAUCCUUAGCAGCUGACAGUGCAGAUGGACAUGGAUCUUUAGCAGCUAGCAAUGCUCAUUUCUCAGCAACGUUUACAUUUAAAUAGGGUACAAUCAGAACAAAGUCCAAAUAUUUAUUGACUAUUCUAACAUUCUUUCUAGACCUGAAGAAUCAAUCCGCUUUUGUUACAAUGUUUUUCCUUGACAUGAUGCAAAUAGUAAGAUUUGUUCUUUGUAUAAAAUCUGUAUCUCAGCUAGCAACUCUCAAUCAUUACAAAUAAUUCCUUGAUA